AUGCGAACAGCAAAGGAAGAACAUGAAAAAUAUCAUGAUUGUUUUGUUGGUGAUACAAUUUGUUCAUCUUGUUAUGAUUUUAUUCCAAAAGAUCAUAUACCUUUUUGUCCACAUUCUCGUUUUCGAAAUAUUAUGGAAAUUCCUUCAACACCAAUGUGUUUAAAAUUAGGCUUUCUCGAACAGAGAGCUAUAGCACUUAUGCAUUGUUAUAUUAGUAUAUUAAUCAUUCGUGGUCAUCAAUCAGCAAUGAAAGGACAAGUAGUACAUUGUCAAGUUGAUGUUACUGAUAAUAUAGGCGAUCUUUUACCAUUGCCAAAAUGCUAUGAAUUUAUGGCAGUUAUUCAACAGAAACCGAUGAAUGAAAAUGGUGAAAUAAAAUCAACAGUUAGAUAUUCAGUUAGUGCCAUUCAAAUUCUUCGUGCCAUUCAAUAUCUUAUCCAACAUCACAUCGGAUAUAUGAACAAACAAGUUCUUUCUUUAGAAAAAAUUGAAGAGAUGUUUCAAUGUCGAAAAGAAGAUAUUGCUCCGAUUCGAAUUAUUGAUUCAUAUGCCUAUAAUAAUUCUACAACAUCUGCUCCGAUUAUUCUUGAUGUUGAUGAAGCUGUUUUUGGUCCUAGUCGUACUCUCAAACCAGGUGAAGAUCCUAUUUGGACAAUUCAGCCUGGAAUGGAAGAGUGUACUUUUCCAUGGAUUUAUCCAACUGGCGAAGGAGGAGAACUUCAUGCUAAACGACCUAUUCCAGUCAGACUUCGUGAUUAUUCUAUUGGAAAAGCUGUACGAGGUACAGCUGCAUUCUGGUCGGUCCCUAGAAAAAUUCUACGUUCAAUGUAUGCAACAUUAUCCAAACCUAAUAUUUUUUUGAGUAUCAACUUACAAGAUGAUGUAGAAUUUUUGACACAUAUUGAUCCAAGUCGAUUUGGUAAUGUGAAUGAUCCAAACUAUGAUGCGAUUGACUCUUUACCUGAUGAUGAUUAUUUGCAACUUGUUAACGAAAAUAGUGCACUAGUAGCACGAAUGUGUCAUCGCCGAAUGCUUGCAUUUGAAAAAUUUAUUAGUGAUAAGAAACAUCCUUUUUUCAUUGAUUAUAUCGUUACAAAUUAUUUCUUCAAAAUUGAAUUCCAACGUGGUGGUCUUCCUCAUCUCCAUACAUUACUUUGGCUUGACAACUUUCCUUCUAUUGAUACAUUAGAAGGACGAGAAAGUGUUAUUAAAUUUAUCGAUAAAUUUCUGACUACAUGCUUACCAGAUAAACAAGUAGAUCCCGAAGGUAGUAGUAAAGUUCGUAUACGUCGAGGACGCAAAUUUAAUGAUGAAGAAAUCGGAAAAAAUAUUAAAGAAUCUCAAAUAAAAGAUAUCAAUAAAAAUUAUUUACAUGAAAAUGAAAUAUAUGAACAAGUUGAUCCAAAUGAUGAUCCUGAUCUUUUACAAUUAGCAAAAGAAAAAAAGGAAUUUUUUGAACGGUUGGGAUGUCGUUUUGGAAGCCCUUUUGAAUUGGCUAAUGAAACACAUUUUCGAACAUACAAAGAAGCUCGCAUAUUGACAAGGGAUGAUCGAGAUAUUAUUGUAAAAAGAUUAAGUGAAGAAUCUAGACGAAUAAUUCCCUACAACCUACACUUUUUGAAAACAUUUCGUUGCAAUCAUGAUAUUCAAGUUAUUACCGAUCCAUGGGCAUCUGCAGAAUAUUUAUUUUCUUAUGUAUCAAAAGAUGCCCAUAUGGAAAAAAAUUUAGUGUAUCAAAUGUCAAAUUGUACUUGUUCGAGUCUUGCGGAAACCAAAGCUGUUCUACUAAAAACAGGUAAUGCAAUACUGUCUCAUCGUCAAGUUGGUAAAGUUGAAGCAUCAUGGACAGUACUAGGCAUUCCUUUAUAUCAUUCAUCAAUGAGAUGUAAAAGUUUAUAUAUUUCUUUACCAUGGGAAGAAGAAAGAAUACUCAAACGUGGACGAACUCACGUAACCAGUGCAGAUGAUUUUGUUGAAUCACUUACACAUCGAUAUGUGAAACGACCAUUUACUCCUGCUGUAAUUGAUCAUAUAACUCUGUUUGAAUUUUUAACUUGGUUUGAUUAUGAUCGAUCGUCUUCAAUGGAAUUACAAGAAAUUUUGCACGAACCACUCAUUGAAAAUCCUCUUUGGCGUACUGAAUUUAAUCAACCACCAUUACUUAAAACUUCGACUUUUCUUCCUCGGAUCAUUUUAUCAUGUGGUUCAGUAUUGAUUCAACACAAAGAACCAGCAUGUAUUAGUUUUACUUGUCGUUAUGAUGAUUCGAUGUUGGCUAUGUAUUCAAUGCUUUCUAUUGGAAUACCAUAUCGAGACCCAAUUGAACAAUUUUUGGGUGGUAAAUUAGAAAAUGAUCUGAACGCUAUCCAUCAAUUAUUGCUGAAAAGUAAACGUGAUAUAUUACAACGAUUUUCUACAUUACCUGGAGCCUACAAAAUACAAAUGAUCAAUGCAGUUGAACAUUUAUGUGACUUAAAUGCUCAUGAUUUUGUUAUUAAACCAAGAACGUCAUUUAUAUUUACAACUGAAGAUGAAGAAGACGAAGACAAUGAAACAAUCAACAAUAUAGAACAAACGAAUGAUAGUAACAUUACCAACAGUAUUAAAGAUUCCUAUAAACGUCCUUUCUCUGAAAAUAUUGAUGAAGAUAACGAAGAACUCUUGCAUGCUAAUAAAGAUAUGAGAAUCGAUUGCCCUUCCAGUCGUACUGAAGAAUUGUUAUUAUCAGCCAAUACACAACAGCUUUUUUUGGCAAAUUUUUUCAGACAAUAUCUUGUAGCAUUAAUCCGAUAUGAAGAUAGUCGAUAUCGCUCUCAACAAAUCUCAAAACCGUUACCUUUUCAUAUAAUUGUUAAUGGUUUGGCUGGCUCUGGAAAAUCCUAUGUUAUCUCUAUUAUUGAACAGAUGUUAACCGAUUUUUGUAUUAGUGAAUCAGCUACUCGAAAUCGUCCACGUAGAGCAAAAGGAUUACUUAAGAUGGCUCAUACUGGCAAAGCUGCUUUAAAUAUUCAUGGUUGGACUAUCCAUACUGCUCUAGGCAUGCGUCCCGACAACACAUCUACACCGAAUAAUGCUCCAUCCUUUAAAAUACAUUCGAUUCGAAAAAGACUUGGUGAUUUAAUAUUAAUAAUCAUCGAUGAAAUUUCACUCGUCUCCUACAAUCUAUUUCAAAAAGUAAACAAGCGACUAAAUCAAAUAUUUGAAGUAGCCGACAAAAGUGACGUCUAUUUUGGAAACAUUCCAGUUUUAUUAUUUGGCGACUUAGCUCAAUGUGAACCAGUUGCUGCCAAACAAAUAUUUUGGCGACCUUCCGGUGAAACUUUUUCACUUUGGUCCGAUUUAUUCAGACCAAUCAACUUCAAUAUCAACAUGCGACAAGGUGAAGAUAGACAAUUCUUCGAUAUUCUGUGUCGAAUGAGAUUAGGUAUACCAUUAUUUACUGAUAAUAUACAUGAUAGUAAAGUUUUUUCAGGUGAAUACAAUGAAGACGAUGAAAUGAUAAUAAAAUGUAGAAGUAUUCGAAAAGGAGAUAACCCACUGCACUAUAAAGAACGAUUAUCAGAAUUACAGUCAACAGCAUUUGAAAAUGCUAUAUAUGCAUUCAGUAAAGUUGGCAUGGCUCGAUCAUUAUUUUUUAGCCCAGUACAAGCAAGUAACAAAGAAUGCAAAAUUAAUUUAAAACCUUCUGAUGACGAAAACGAGUGUGCAUCUAUGUUUCAGCAAUUACCAAUAUGUAUUGGCGCACGUGUAAUAUGUCGACGUAAUAUUGAUUUUGAUGGAGAAAUGGUGAACGGAACCGAAGCGACCAUAAAAGAUAUAAUAUGGGAUAAACAAGAUGACAUUGUCUUACCAAUGUCAAACCGAUGUGUUUUCCCAAAUUCAAAUCGAGCACUAACUGUGAAAUUACCAAAAUAUAUUGAACUCGAAUUAGAUAAUAGUUCUAUAUAUAAAAUGACUCCAGAAGAAGUUAGUUUCAAAGAUCAAAAUGGAAUAUGGAUGACAAGAAAACAAUAUCCACUCAGUUUAGGCUAUGCAAUAACAGUUCACCGAUCCCAAUGCAUGACUUAUAAUAAGCUAGUUGUCGAUUUAACUGGUAUAAACUGGAAACCUGAGUGGUGUCUAUCUAAUUCACCUAAUUCUGAGCAAACAUCAGCAAGAAUAUCAAAUACAAAUAAUGAACUAAUAUCAAAUACAAAUAAUGAAUUAAUAUCAAAUACAAAUAAUGAAUUAAUAUCAAAUACAAAUAAUCAAUCAAUAUCAAAUUGCAUCAAUACAAAACAAAUACAAUUACAAUGCAUGUUACCAGCCACAACUUAUUCAGUAACAAAACCCGAACAUGUUAUCAUUUGUGAGCAACACCAAGAACACUUUUGCGGACGACAUGCUCUACGUGCACUCUCACAAAGACUUGAUUUAUUUACUGAUAAGUAUUUAUUUGAUAUCGCUGAAGAUAUAGCAGUUACCGACCAAAUACAUCGAAAUGGACAACCAUUAUAA
This is a messenger RNA of Rotaria sordida, 4497 nucleotides long. NCBI's taxonomy places the organism in Eukaryota, Metazoa, Rotifera, Eurotatoria, Philodinida, Philodinidae. The record is from the annotation of a GenBank genome assembly.